This is a messenger RNA of Pantherophis guttatus, 5476 nucleotides long. Lineage: Eukaryota; Metazoa; Chordata; Lepidosauria; Squamata; Colubridae. The record is from RefSeq and is a predicted model, not a curated record.
CGGGCGCGCGCUGCGGUUGCUAUGCAACGGCACUCAACCGCCGCCCGAAGGUCUGGUGGCGCGGGCGCAGCGUUGCGUGCGCGGCGGUUGUGUGUCUGGAGCCGGCGGGCAGGCUACUUUGGUAGAUUUAGUGGAAAUGCUGAAUGGCUCAGUUGCAGCUGGCUGUGUGUUCGCAUAUGGAUCCAAUAGCAUCCAAUUCCAGUCUUCCUGCAACAAGCCAGGAAAGAUGUCAUCCUGAAGUUCUUAAAGAACAGUCCCAGUUAGAACAUCUGAGAAAUAAUAUUCAGCAACAACUUGUGUGCUGUAAAGAUAAGAAAUUGAAAGAUCUUCAUGUUCUCAAAGAGCGGAGCUCUUCGUGUACUCAGCCUGCAGAAAAUAAUCAGUUGGGCUUAGAGAAAGCAGGUUUUUAUUCUGCUGGCCCCCAUAACUGGUGUUUCAAGGGUCAGGCCAGCACUGUGCCUUCCCACUGGAGAAUGAAGCGGAGAGAAGGUGUUGACAGAGCAUAUCCACUUAAGCCGGUUUUUCACCCAAAAUCUGGGAAUGGUCCCUUACCAAGUUCUUGGCAAGUUGGAAAUGCACCAGCAACAGACAUUCCUUCCUGUGGGAUUAGUUCAGAGAAAACAAAAGUGUCACAUGCGGUGAAGGCUCAGCCUGUAGGGGUGCAGUCUCCUUUUUCUGUACAACAAUCUAAUAGAACAACUUCUCAUUCACAAAGAGCAGAGUCAGGCUAUAUUCAAAAACUGGAGGCUGCUGGACGAAGUUUGGAGGAGGAAAUCCAGCGAAAGGAGGCUCUCCUUAGGGAGAAACUAAGGAAAACAGAAGAAGAGCUCCGUAAAAUCCAAUGGAAAAGACAGCAGACUAAAGUAGAAGCAAGAAGAGAGCAAGGAGGAUUAUGGAUGCCUGAGAAAAAAAUGAUAGCUAUUUCUCAAGAUUAUGAUUCCAAAUCUACCGCACAAUGUGAUAAAGAUGAUAAAAAACCGCUUGUUCCGGAGAUUGUCAUAGCUUCAAUUGGGACUGCCCUGCUUCCACAAACACUUCAUAUGGAAAGGCUCAAAAAGCAACGAUUGAUAGCUAGCAACAAUAAAAUUAGAGAUAACUUCUCCAAUAUUUCUUCCACUCACAGCCUAGAACCAGCAUCUGUACACAAGCAGUCUUGUUCUCCAACAGGAACCCCAGUAGGCCAUGCAGAAUCAGUGGCAGCAGAACCAUCAUAUAUAGAGGUCCAGAAUGAUAUAGAAGUUUGGGGAGAAUGUAGUUUUUGCAGACGGAAACUUUACUGCUCCAGGUUGGAGAAACAUAUGAAUAUUUGCAGAAAAAAUUAUGGAUCCAAGAGAAAAGUGUUUGAUUCAAGCAAGGCUAGAGCAAAGGGUACUGAAUUGGAGACAUAUCAUCUCUUGAAGGGCUCAUAUAUUUCACAGAAAAAAACUUCCAGCCAAAGUCCUGAGACUCCCAAGCAAAGCAAUUCUACAUCUAAACAAAGCAAUUGGAGACAGAAGCAUGACUCUUUCAUCAAGACUUUGCGCAGGGCUCGUGAAGUGCAGCGCAUCAUCUCCAAAGGGGGAAAGGCCUCAGAUCUUCCCCCAGCACCAGCUAUGGAAAAUCCAGAUUACAAAUUGUGUCCAUAUUGUACUCGUCAGUUUGCACCUAAGGUUGCUGAGAGACAUAUUCCCAAGUGCAAGAACAUUAAGAAUAGACCUCCACCACCACAUCAAAAAAAGCGUUGCUAGUAAAUAGACAAGAUGACAUCUACAACUGGUGUAAUCAUACUUUGGUUUCUUGCAGUUUUUCUCAGUUUGAUGCUAUUGAGAAGCAGUUUCAGUGUAAAACCAAUGAGAAAUCCACUAAUUUUAAAUGAUCAUUAAUCCCUUUAUACUACAGGUCAAGGCACCUACUGGUAGACGGACAAAAAGUGGCUUUGUUUUUAUCAUCUUGAAAUUUUGUAUUCUGAAAAAAUGGUUCCCUGAGAUUCCUUGCAUAUUUUGCAGUGGAAUUUUUGUCUGUUUCUUAGAACAUAGAAGAAGGGCCCUGCAAAAAGGCCUAUUAAAAAUUGGAAGAAAUAUGAAGUUCUUAUAAAUCAUGGCUAUACUUGUGACUCUUUGAUGGCAUCCGAGAUCAAUUAUUUUUUGUAUGAGCUGCCAGAGAUAAAUGAUUCCCAUUUCUGUGCUGAGUACCAUUACAAAAAGCACCCAUAUUCUAGAAAAUUCGUAUUUUAAAUAUUAGAAUGAUAGCUGGAGAAGAGUAAGAGCUAUUUCAUUGUAUUACAUACUGCUAUUUAUAUUAGCUGGGAACAGCUUUACAUUCAGUUUUGUUUCCUAUUGCAUAAGGUUAGUCUUCCUCACUUUAAUCUAUAAAAAUUCCUGUUAAAAAGGGGGGGGGAGUUUGGAUGGAUUGUUCUUUAUAGCAUAAUUGUACCUGAUUUUCAACUCUAUGCAACUUUAAGAUCAGUGAAAGGAAACAGAGAUAGUUAUUUGGAAGUGGGUAUUCAUUUAGCUCUGCCUUUGCUAACACAUAAAUGAUUAAAAUAUCUGGGAAUAGGUCAACUAGAACAAUCAGUAAACAAAUGGAAUAAACAUAUUUAUAAGCAAAUUAGCUGUCUUCAGGCAACAAACAUGGUCUAUAAUAAAAUAUAUAGAACUUAAGUUGCUUGCAAAAGCAAAUGUAUUUGCUGAAAGUGGAAACAUAUGGAUGAAUGCUUUGUUUGGAAAAUACCAAUUUUGCAUAACACACUGUUAACAGAGUAUAGUAUAAGAUUCCCCAAAAUUGAAUUGCUAGUUUUAUCUGAGCCUCAAAUUUUCAAUGAUCUGGUGCUAACUUAAAAUUUCAAGGAAACUGGAAAGCUUCAUUUUGAAUAAUAGAAUGUUUAAAAUUCAGUAUUUAUGUAAUGUGAAAAAUAAUUGUUGCCCAUGCUGCUAAUUUUGUUGGAAGCUAAAGCAUAUGAAGAUUUUUUGCAGGAAUUGGGGUGUGUCUAGUUUGAUGAAAAGAAGGAAUAAAGGGUGACAUGAUAGUGGAGUUCCAGGAUCUAAGGGGCUACCACAAAGAAGCAAUGGAGUCAAGCAUCUGAAGUAGAACAAGAAGCAAUGGAUGGAAAGUAAUCAAGGAGAGAGCCACCUAGAACUUUCCUGACAGAACAAUUAAUCAAUGGAACAACACCAGAGAUUUUCAAGAGGAUAUUGGACAGCCAAUGGUAUAGGAUUUCCUGCUUGAGCAGGGGGCUGAACUUGAUCUCCAAGGUCCUUUCCAACUCUUAUUCUGUUACGCUGUUUCACUAACAAAAUGUCAAAUGGAUUUAAGCAGGAAACUUUGCUUUCACCAACUUCUUGUUCUUAUUUUUCUAUCCAGCUUCAGAAAGGAAACUUUAAUAACUUUUGCACCAUACUUAGAUUUAAAUUACUUCAUAAUGAAACAAAGCUCAGAUUUCAUCUCUUGAGUAAUAGCCAUUUAUAUUACUGGUAUUUAUCAAAUCAGAUUUUAUUAGAGCUUGAUGAGGUAAAAUACAAGAUGAUCUUAUUGUUGGAUUCUGUGACUAUAUUUUACUUUUGGAGAAAUUUGCACAAGGAACAAUACGCAAAAUUUGUCAUUAAUCCCGGUUUGCUAUGACUGUGCUUGUAUAUGCAGUUCUUUAAUAUUUGAGAUAUAAAAAAAUAUUUUUAUUUACAUAAAAUUUAUGUAGCUGCCCAUCUCACAACAGAUUCUGGCUUGUGGCUCAAAUUCAAAUGGAAUAAUAAAUUCAGUUUGUUUUACAAAUCUUAAAUUGUUUAUACAAGCAUGGGUAUUAUAUUAGUAUAUCAUGGUAAAUUGAAGUUGUUUGUAUUAAUGGGAGGACCAAUGAUUGCUUUUUCAUUAUAGGUCAGAAGUGUUUAUAGUUCUGUACUGUUGUCUUCACGUCUGUUGGAGAGAAGGCAGUAGUUAGCUUUAUUUUCCUUGAACUAUGUCCUUGUCUUUUAGAAAGCUAUCCUAUAGUUUCAAUAUGGAUAAGUCUAAUGUGUACAGUAAGAAAAAGAUUUCUGCAUGAAGACCUUUUUUGGAUACAAUUUCUGCAUGAAGACCUUUUUUGGAUACUCUAAGAUUAAGCUGAAUCUCAAAAUGUCUUAAAGUGAUACAGUAUAUUACCCCUGAUUGCAAUAUUUGUCACAUAUUCUCUUUUAUUUUAUUUUUAUUUAUUAAUCAAAUUUAUACGCCCCAUCUCACUAUCUAAAUGUCUCGGGGCAGUUUACAAAUAAAAAAUAUAACAUCUAUACAAAAAUAGACAAAGUUAAAAAACAAAGUUAAGAAACUAAAAAGAGAGCCAGUUUAGUGGUUAAGACACCAGGCUAGAAGCCCAGAAUUACAUGCCAGCGUUGGAUCCCCAUGCUAAUAGAGCCAGGUCUUAUUCUAGAAAACUAAAAGGUGGGGGGGAGCCAACCUCAUCUUAGGGGGUAAAAUGUUCCAUAGGCAGUGUCAGCCCUGGAGGCCAUCUUUGGAUCUUCACGGCUGUCACACUUAGUGCUAUUGGGAAGGGGGAUUGCAUGGAGUUGUAGAUAUAUCUAGCCAUAGCAACAUUCUUUCUCUGGGAAUCAAGGACAUUCUACCUACACCUGGAGUGGCGUGACUGAAGGCAUCUCCAUUUGGGAUGGUGCAUUGAUUGGACCAUGUGAUGGAUUUGUGGCUGCAGGGAAAGGAACUUCGACUUUCCUUUGGGUGGGAAAACCUGGAAGCUUUCAGAUUUGGGUUUUCCCAGAUGUGCCAAUAUGACAUUUCCAAUAAAAUGGAACUUUGAGGAACUUCUAGCCUCAGAGUCAGGGGGAGGGGUUUACUUGGAACCCUGAUAGGCAGAUGUGAUGGCAGAGGCGGCUUUCUUCCUUGAAUCCACCCUAAAAAAAAUUUUAUCUCAUAGGGUCUGCAGCAUGCUUUUCCUAUCUGUUCAGGAUCAAUAAAUAGGCAAUCUUUUCAAAUGUAUUUUUUUAAUAAAAUGGCAGAGAUUGGUGAUAUAAAAGUUACUAGAAGUGGUGCUUCAUAAUUCUAGUGUUGUUGAAUGAACUCGAACUAUAUUGAGAGAUUUCUCCUCUUCCAUAUUAGAUUUACUAUCAUGAAUGUCAUAAGAAUGUGCAAACCUUCCCGAAGAAAUUGUGUUCUUCCUGUCUAAAUCAAACAUGCAGAUGCAUUAACCUGUUCUGAUUUUCUGUUGCAUGCAUUAACCUGUUCUGAUUAACCUGUCCUAUAUUUUCCAGAAAGGUAUAUUUCAGCAGAGUUUGAAUAGUGCUGGUGGUUCUACUUUCUAAUUGUAUUUAUCUUCUUUGUAUACCCAAUACUCAGGAACCAAAAAGUGGUGUGUAAUCCCCUUAUCAAUUAUCUGAUAUGUAGCUGUUUUUCUUCAAGACACACUAUUAUAUAAAUGAAAGGUGGUCUUAUCAGUAUUCUUUGUUCAAGCCUGAUUAUGUAUGAUCCAAUCAACACCAAAUGAAUAUAAGUGAUUGAUGUGUGCUACUCAUCAUCUUGA